Caenorhabditis elegans is the source of this 795-nucleotide messenger RNA. It is a transcript of the gene Y39A3A.2, whose product is annotated as PAN-3 domain-containing protein. The record is from RefSeq and is marked reviewed. The transcript is spliced from 4 exons. Lineage: Eukaryota; Metazoa; Nematoda; Chromadorea; Rhabditida; Rhabditidae. Bases 1 to 795 code for a protein of 264 amino acids.
AUGCUCUUGCUUUUUCUGACUUUCAACUACCCAGUCCUUAUUAAUGCUGAUCUUAAACUAAUAGAAAUAUACAGGCAAAUACUCGGCGAUAGUAAUUACACCGAAAUUAUUGAUUCGUGGAAUUACUGUAUGACGAUUUGUUAUUGGGAUGUAAAUUGUUUGGCUGUGCACAAAGUAGGAGAUGGAUGUCGACGAUUUUCAUAUGGAAAUAUUACAAUUGAACGAUUUGAGCAGUCGUCUGAAUCCAUUGUAGCUUUUAAGCGAAACGAGACAUCGGAUCAGUGUCCUUUUCUCGCUUUUAACACAACGGAGUUGGAAUGGCUCAAUAAUGACGUCAUCCACAAUUUGAAAUUUUCCACUGAUGACUUGUACUAUCGCUUUGAGUUAACUCGCAGUGUGUGCCCUAAAAAUUCAACUGUGUUUCCAAGAACCACUAAGAACGGAGUAUUGCAUGUUUGCCUUGAAGUUCGCUACUUUCCUGAUGGUGCUGGUAAAUCCUACGAUGAUGCUCGAGAAUUGUGCAAGGAGGAUAAUGGGGUGAGCCUGACUGGGCCAGCACAGAAUUCGGAGAGAGAAUUUGUUAAAGCAUCAGUUCUUCAAAGAAAAGAGUUUAUAUUUCUUGAUGGACGUGCGCUCAAUCACAAUGAACCACUAAACUUUGAGUUUGAAGAUGAAACUCACGACGGAAGGGAAAACUACGGUUUCAAUAUCGGAGAUCCAAACAGCGAGACAGUUCCAAAUUACAUAGUGGUCCAAUAUCAGCAGACAGGCGCCUAUGCUAUUGAUAUAGAGUAA